AUGGUUUGUGAAAAUCACACCAGUGUCACUGAAUUUAUUCUUCUUGGUAUUACAAACAACCCCAAGAUGCAAGUUUCCCUCUUCGUUUUGUUCCUGGCCAUCUAUAUAGUCACUUUGUUGGGCAACUUUCUUAUUGUCACAGUUACUGCUAUGGAUCCUGCUCUCCAAACACCCAUGUACUUCUUUCUCCGAAACCUAUCCCUUCUGGAAGUCUGUUUCACCUUGGUCAUGGUACCAAAGAUGCUGGUAGAUCUAGUGUCCCCAAGGAAAACCAUCUCUUUUGUGGGCUGUGGUACCCAGAUGUACUUCUUCUUCUUCUUUGGCAGCUCUGAAUGUUUUCUUCUCUCUAUGAUGGCUUAUGAUCGCUUUGUGGCCAUCUGUAACCCUCUCCGUUACUCAGUCAUAAUGAACAGAUCUCUAUGCUUGUGGAUGGCUGCAGGCUCUUGGAUGUCUGGUGUUCCUGUGUCUAUGCUACAGACAGCUUGGAUGAUGGCCCUUCCUUUCUGUGGACCAAACACCAUAGAGCAUUUUUUCUGUGAUGGUCCUCCAGUGUUGAAACUAGUCACUGAAGAUACAACCAUGUAUGAAAUGCAAGCGCUUGCUUCCACACUCCUGUUUAUCAUGUUUCCCUUUUCCCUCAUUUUGGUCUCUUAUACACGCAUUAUUACAACCAUUCUGAGGAUGCCUUCUGCUUCUGGUCGCCAGAAGGCAUUCUCUACUUGUUCAUCACACCUCAUUGUGGUAUCCCUCUUCUAUGGAACAGCCAGCCUGACCUACCUACGGCCCAAAUCCAGCCAGUCCCCUGAAAGCAAGAAGCUAGUGUCAUUGUCCUACACUGUCAUCACCCCUAUGUUAAACCCCAUCAUCUACAGCCUAAGGAAUAAUGAAGUAAAAGGGGCAGUCAAGAGGACAAUCACUAGAAAAGUCUUGCAGAAAUUAGAUGCAUUUUGA
Molecule: messenger RNA, 951 nt
Organism: Lemur catta (Ring-tailed lemur)
Lineage: Eukaryota; Metazoa; Chordata; Mammalia; Primates; Lemuridae
Product: olfactory receptor 10A7
Exons: 1
Coding region: 1-951 (316 amino acids)
Biological process (GO): G protein-coupled receptor signaling pathway
Cellular component (GO): membrane
Molecular function (GO): olfactory receptor activity; G protein-coupled receptor activity
Source: RefSeq, a predicted model, not a curated record